CAUGCAGCCACGCAUGUGCAUGCAGGAGCCCAUGGCCAGGCUGUGACCCAGGACGUGCGAGUGUGUCCCGCACUGCUGGCCCAGCCCAGCUGGCAGCUGGCAGGACGCAGGGGCAGGGGUGUCCCCUUCCUGGCAGGAAAGGGGCUGAGCCGGCGGCUGCAGGUUUCCUGUAGGCUCAGGCUCUGAGGGCGUCAGGAGCCAGAGCAGCCUAAGCAGCACCACGCGGGCCCACGGCAGGUUGAUGAAGAGGGAGUGCUGUGACCCUGUGCCCGUGACAGUCGUUUCAGGGCCCCCGGUGCCCGUGCCGGCCGCCCCGCCGCGCCGCACGGAGCAUGCCUCUGAGCCCCGCCGGCAGCAAGCAUGAGAGCCCGGAGUCGCCGCCGCCAGAGCCGCCGCCGCCGCCGGAGCGACAGCCCCGCGCCGCCGCCGCCGCCGCCGCCGGGGAGCCGGGCGCCGGCCUGCGGGAGGAGACGCGGCUCGACCCGGCCCGGGGCCCCGGCGGGCCCCGCUCCCCCAAGCUGGCAGCCCCGGCGCGCAUGGAGGAGCCCGCGCCCGGCGCCAUCGUCGUCCGCAUCGGCAUCCCCGACCUCCAGCAGACGAAGUGUCUGCGGUUGAAUCCAGAUGUUCCUGUGUGGGUGUCCAAGCAGCGCAUUCUGUGCACUCUCAACCACAGCCUGAAGGAUGUUCUCAACUAUGGGCUCUUCCAGCCAGCCUUCAACGGCAGGGCUGGGAAGUUCCUGGAUGAGGAGCGUCUACUGCGGGAGUACCCCCUGAAUCCAGACACUCCUGUCCCCUACCUGGAGUUCCGGUACAAAAGGCGUGUGUACACCCAGACUUUGCUGGAUGACAAGCAGUUUGCCAAACUCCAUACAAAGGCAAAUCUGAAGAAGUUCAUGGAGUACGUGCAAAUGCUAAACGCGGAGAAGGUCUGCAGACUGCUGGAGAAGGGACUGGACCCCAACUUCCAUGACCCGGAUACUGGAGAGUGUCCCCUGACUGCAGCGGCUCAGCUGGAACUUGGUGCCGAGAUGAUCAAAGCACUGCGCAAUGGGGGAGCACACCUGGAUUUCCGGACACGGGAGGGAAUGACAGCUCUUCACAAGGCUGUGCGGUGCCGCAACCAUGCGGUGCUGCUGACGCUGCUGGACCUGGGUGCCUCCCCAGACUACAAGGACAGCCGAGGGCUGACGCCCCUGUACCACAGUGCCAUGGUCGGGGGGGAUCCCUACUGCUGUGAGCUCCUGCUGCAUGACUACGCCCGGCUGGGCUGCGUGGAUGAGAACGGCUGGCAGGAGAUCCACCAGGCAUGUCGCUACGGCCAUGUUCAGCACCUGGAGCAUCUUCUCUUCUAUGGAGCUGAUAUGACUGCACAGAAUGCCUCAGGAAAUACCGCUCUUCAUAUUUGUGCUCUCUAUAACCAGGAGAGCUGUGCUCGGGUUCUCCUCUUCCGUGGUGCGAGCAAAGAGAUUCGCAACUACAACAGCCAGACGGCAUUCCAGGUGGCCAUCAUUGCAGGAAAUUUUGAAUUGGCUGAAAUCAUCAAAACCCACAAAGAAUCCGAUGUUGUGCCUUUCAGAGAAACUCCCAGCUAUACAAAGCGGAGACGGAUCCUCGGUGCUGGCGGCCUUGCUUCACCGCGCAUGCUGCAGCGCUCGGCCAGCGACAACAACCUGAAGGCAGAGAGCCGGGCGUCCUACUCACCAGUGCCCUCGCUGCGCAGCCUGCCCCCCCAGCUGCUGGUGCAGAUGCAGGAGGCUGCAGCAGGGGCCGGCGAGGAUGGGGAGCAGAAUAAUGACAGCGCUGGUGCUCCCGCGGGCCGCGGCGGGCCGAGCCACGAGCUGCCGGGCAUCAGCACCGUAACCUACGUCUUCGUUUACAGCCCCGGCGGCCCGGCGGGCCCCCCCGGGCCCGGGCCCGGCCCCGAGCCCGCGCCGCACGCCGCGCCCGCCCCGCUGCGCGGGCCCAAGCGGAAGCUGUACAGCGCCGUGCCCGGCCGCAAGUUCAUCGUGGUGAAGAGCUACGCGCCGCAGGGCGAGGGCGAGAUCCAGCUCAACCGGGGCGAAGCCGUCAAGGUGCUGAGUAUUGGCGAAGGUGGCUUUUGGGAAGGAACUGUGAAAGGAAGGACUGGCUGGUUCCCAGCAGAAUGUGUUGAGGAGGUGCAGAUGCGACAGUAUGAUCCACGACAAGAAACCAGAGAAGACAGGACAAAGCGUCUCUUCCGACAUUAUACUGUGGGCUCUUACGACAAUUUCACCUCUCACAGUGACUACAUCAUUGAGGAGAAGACGGCCGUGCUGCAGAAGAGGGAGCAUGAGGGAUUCGGGUUUGUGUUGCGAGGGGCCAAAGCUGAAACCCCAAUUGAGGAGUUCACCCCAACCCCAGCCUUCCCAGCGCUCCAGUACCUGGAAUCAGUGGAUGUGGAAGGCGUUGCUUGGAGAGCAGGGCUUCGCACAGGAGACUUUCUGAUUGAGGUGAAUGGUGUGAACGUGGUGAAGGUGGGGCACAAGCAGGUGGUCUCGCUCAUCCGGCAAGGGGGGAAUCACCUGGUGAUGAAAGUUGUUUCCGUCAGCCGCAAGCCAGAAUCAGAAGAAGUUGUUCGGAAAAAGGCUCCGCCGCCUCCCAAGAGAGCGCCCAGCACCACCCUGACGCUGCGGUCCAAGUCCAUGACAGCCGAGCUGGAGGAGCUGGCCUCCAUGCGGAGAAGAAAAGGGGAAAAACUGGAUGAGAUUUUGGCAGCAGCCGAGCCCUCACUGAGAGCAGACAUUGUCGAAGCAGAUUCUAGGGCAGCCACUGUGAAGCAGCGACCAACAAGCCGGCGCAUCACGCCAGCAGAAAUCAGUUCACUCUUUGAACGCCAGGGUAUGGCAGCACAUUCGGGGGUCCUUGCAGGAGCUGAUAAGCCCCAUGUUUCACUACGCAAAGGAAUUCCGAGGACAAAAUCUGUAGGUGAAGACGAGAAACUUGCUGCUUCUUUGCUAGAUGGGAAGUUUCCCCGGAGCACAUCGAUGCAAGACACUGUUAGGGAAGGGCAUGGGAUUCCACCACCACCUCAAACAGCCCCACCCCCACCUCCUUCUCCAUAUUACUUUGACACAGGCCCCCCGCCAUCCUUCUCACCACCUCCACCCCCAGGAAGAGCUUAUGAUACCAUAAGAUCAAGCUUUAAGCCAAGCCUGGAGGCUAAGCUCCACGGACUCCCACAGGUCAUUAGCGCAGCUGAGAUGUAUGAUCAGGCGAGGACUUCCAUUCCUUAUCCUGAAAGGCAGAAGAGGGCCCGAUCCAUGAUAAUCCUACAGGAUUCCUCUCAUCUUCCUGUGGAGCCAACAGAGAUCCCCCGGCCUGGCCCAUCCGCAACCCCUCCAGAGAAGCUAAAGAGGAAGGGGAGAGUGAUUGACAACCCUUAUGCCAACAUGGGUCAGUUCAAUGUCAGCCUCUUUGCUCCCACCAAGCCACAGAGGAAGAAGAGUCCUCUUGUUAAGCAGUUACAAGUAGAGGAUGCACAGGAGCGAGCAGCACUGUCCAUCACUGGAGGCUUUACAAGGGAGCCCUCUCCCACGCGCAGGAGCCAUCGCCUGAGUGGCGUGGAAUAUCAGCACCACACAGGCAUUGCUCAGGUUGAAGCCACAAGCAUCCCCUUUGCCACUGCCAUUGCUGGAGUCAUGAAGGACAGAGACCGGCGUCUGGAUGAGAAGCGGAAAUCCACUGUCUUCCUCUCAGUUGGGGCCAUCGAAGGAAGCCCCCCCAGCAGUGACAUGCCAUCCUUACAGCAGUCCAGGUCUAUCGAUGAGCGGUUGUUAGGAAGCCGAGAUGUACUACUGCCUUCCCCUGUCUCAGCUUUAAAGCCAUUAAUUAGCAGCUCAUCCUCAACGUUCAUCCACCCCCUCACAGGAAAGCCCUUGGAUCCAAACUCACCACUGGCGCUUGCGCUGGCCGCAAGGGAACGGGCCCUCUCAACUCAAGUCCCAUCCCGGUCGCCCACCCCGAUCCACAGCCCAGACUCAGACAGAGCAGCACCCCUGUUUGUGGACAUCCAAACCAAAGAACCAGAGAGGGGGGAGUUGGAGAGUUUAGUGUCCCCUGCGUAUUCACCUGGAGGCAAAGGGGCAAUUGGAACGGACUCUGGGACUUUGGCCCCUACUAAGACCCCGUGGGGGACUCCGUCCACACUGAGAAAAGAAACUGAGGCAAGAGCAGAAACACCUGUGAAGGAGGAGAAAAAACAAGAAGACAAGAAGUCCAUGAUUAUUAGUAUAGUGGAUACAUCACAGCAGAAGACUGCUGGCCUUAUCAUGGUUCACGCCACAAGUAAUGGCCAAGACGAGGUAGGACUUGAGGUAAAAGAGGAGAAACCAGCUGUCCCUGAAGCAUGCACAGAGCCAGCAGAGUCUCCCAAAGUAGAGACCCAGCCCAGUCCCGUGGGGAAGCCACCAGUCAGUCCAGCCUCUGACAAGACACUGGGACAAGGGAGUUCAGAGGAAGAAGUGGAGCCCUACACGGUUACCCUCCCACCAGCUCAGUUGUCUUCAAGUGAUGAAGAGACCAGGGAGGAGCUGGCCAAGAUAGGGCUGGUGCCUCCACCAGAUGAGUUUGCAAACGGGGUACUAGUCACCACCCCUGGCACACCAGUCAGCCACCUGGCUACGCCUAGCACGCCAUCCAUACCAGCGGCAGCAGUAGCACCUUCUACCACUGGCGGAACACCCUCAGGGAAGCCCUCUGAUGCCCCCGUAGCCCCAGAGUCUGCUGCAGACUCAGGAGUGGAAGAGGUGGACACCAGAAGUUCAAGUGACCAUCACCUGGAGACCACAAGCACCAUCUCUACGGUCUCCAGCAUGUCUACGUUGUCCUCAGAAAGCGGGGAGCCUACUGACACAUACACUUCCUUUGCGGAUGGACAAACUUUUAUACUCGAGAAGCCACCAGUGCCUCCAAAGCCAAAACUCAAGUCCCAGCUCAGCAAGGGGCCGGUUACUUUCAGGGACCCACUUUUGAAGCAGUCUUCGGACAGCGAGCUCAUCUCCCAGCAACAUGCGGCCACUCUGGCAUCAGCCAGCAUUGGCCGGCCACGCUACCUCUUUCAGAGAAGGUCCAAGCUAUGGGGGGACCCCAUGGAGAGCAGGCCAAUCCAUGGGGCUGAUGAUGACAAGCCAACUGUGAUCAGUGAGCUAAGUUCCCGACUACAGCAACUGAAUAAGGAUACACGAUCACUGGGGGAGGAACCUGCCGGGUCCACGUUAGAUCCCGGGAAGAAGUCACCGGUGGUCGCGGCACGACUUUUCAGUAGUUUAGGAGAACUCAGCACCAUUUCCCAGCGGAGCUCCGGGACCACCUACACAGUUCGACCUGGCAGUCGCUACCCUGUAACCCGACGUACCCCCAGCCCCGUGAAGCCGGCUCUGGAUCGGACAGAGCCCCUCAGCACCGUGCGGCCCUAUGGUCUGACCCCUCCCACCAUCCUCAAAUCUUCCAGCCUCUCCAUCCCACAUGAGCCCAAGGAGGUGCGUUUUGUGGUGAGGAGCGUGAGCGCCCGGAGCCGCUCCCCGUCCCCGUCCCCCUCUCCAGGGCCGCCCCUGCACACCCUCCACCCACCAAGGCCCUUCAUGCAGAAACCCCUCCACCUGUGGAACAAGUACGACGUCGGGGACUGGCUGGAAAGCAUCAACUUGGUGGAGCACCGAGACAAGUUUGAGGACCAUGAAAUAGAGGGCACACACCUGCCCGCCCUCACCAAGGAGGACUUUGUGGAGUUGGGGGUGACACGGGUCGGGCACCGUAUGAACAUUGAGCGGGCACUCAAGCAGCUGGUAGACAGCUGA
This is a messenger RNA of Cygnus olor (mute swan), 5816 nucleotides long. RefSeq names its product SH3 and multiple ankyrin repeat domains 3 (gene SHANK3). The transcript has 26 exons. Lineage: Eukaryota; Metazoa; Chordata; Aves; Anseriformes; Anatidae. Gene Ontology annotation, molecular function: ionotropic glutamate receptor binding; synaptic receptor adaptor activity. The coding region runs from base 333 to 5816 and encodes 1827 amino acids. The record is from RefSeq and is a predicted model, not a curated record. Gene Ontology annotation, cellular component: dendritic spine; postsynaptic density; postsynaptic membrane.